CUCUCUCCUCUUUCCCGCCCCCUUUCUUCUUCUUCUCCUUCUUCUUCCUUCCUCUUGUACUAUUAGAGUCCAAAAAUCUCUAGACCUUAAGGGAGCCCAAAACUCACCGUUGUAGCUCGUGAACGGCUCCAAUUCGGCACCCUCCCUUUCGGCCCCGAAAUGGCGACCGCCCGUUUCGCACGCCGGCGACUCCCAUCCUCCGCCGCCGUCCUCCUUCUCCUCCUCCUCUUCCUCGCCGCCGCGCCUCCGCCGGCCCACUCCCUUCCCUACUCCCAGUACAAAACCCUCUUCUUCUCCCUCGCCCACUCCCUCCCCGACUCCCAGUACAAAACCCUCUUCUUCUCCCUCGCCCACUCCCUCCUCCCCGACUCCCAGUACAAAACCCUCUUCUCCCUCGCCCACUCCCUCCCCGACUCCCAGUACAAAACCCUCUUCUUCUCCCUCGCCCACUCCCUCCCCUACUCCCAGUACAAAGCCCUCUUCUCCCUCGCCCACUCCCUCGCCACCCGCGUCGCCAGCCUCCGUGCCGCCCGCGGCGACCUCGCCGGGGCCGAGCGCGCCCGGGCCAUCGCGGAGCUGAGCGAGCUGCUGGGCCUGGUGCUCCCCUACUCCCAGUACGAGGCCCUCUUCUUCCUCGCCCACUCCCUCGCCACCCACGUCGCCAGCCUCCGCGCCGCCCGCGGCGACCACGCCGGGGCCGAGCGAGCCCGGGCCAUCGCGGAGCUGAGCGAGCUGCUGGGCCUGGUGCUCCCCUACUCCCAGUACAAAGCGCUCUUCUCCCUCGCCCACUCCCUCGCCACCCGCGUCCCCAGCCUCCGCGCCGCCCGCGGCGACCUCGCCGGGGCCGAGCGCGCCCGGGCCAUCGCGGAGCUGAGCGAGCUGCUGGGCCUGGUGGAGGAUUUCGCGAGGGCGGAAUCGAAUGCGGAGAGGGCGAGCUGGAUUGGGAGGAACUACGAGAACGCCGCGCGGGUCUUGAAGUCGGUCUUCGCGAGGCUUCUCCGAGUGUUCAGCAAAUCGAUAUGAGACCCAUAGGGAGUCGCCCACCCUCAACUCUGCUUAGCUGAAGCAUCUUCUUACAACUUCCCAGUUCAAUACUGGGGCUGUACGACUUGGUUUGGAAGGGAUAAGAUGAAGAUCAUGCCUGUUAUCUUUCUUUGUAACUUGUUGAAGAUAGAAACAUUUCCUCAAUGAAAUACAUUGAACAUGAAUUCCACUGAUCAUUAUUGACUAUUAAAAUGAGCAUGUUGGUUUCUAUAUCAGUUGAUUGUUGAACUAACUUGAAAUAAAAAUAUUAAUAGAAAGAUGAAACUACAUUGGUUGAACAGAAAAAACAUCUCAUGUAUCUGGUCGUGUUGGUCAUGAGAAACAGAGACCAGAGGUGCUAUUCCAAAUGGGUGGAAAAAGGGCUAAAAGUACUUUGUCAAGAUAAGUGCAAAUACAUUUGUGAUUGCAGGCUUAAUG
Eucalyptus grandis is the source of this 1461-nucleotide messenger RNA. RefSeq lists its product as uncharacterized. The record is from RefSeq and is a predicted model, not a curated record. NCBI's taxonomy places the organism in Eukaryota, Viridiplantae, Streptophyta, Magnoliopsida, Myrtales, Myrtaceae. The coding region runs from base 160 to 1023 and encodes 287 amino acids. The transcript has 2 exons.